CUGAUUUCGAACGCACUCUAAAAGUAGCUCUUAUGUCAGUCGUUGUCAUCCUACUAUUUGUUAUUUUGCUAAUAAAAAUAAAAAUAAAUUAUUUGAACUGUUUUUUAAAAUUGAACUCCAAUUAACUCAUAUUCUUUUUAAUUGAAAAUGCCCAAGCUCUUAUUCUUAACAAAAAGAAAAUGUUUACCAUGUGUUGUGCCCAACUGCCCUUCGUUGUGGAAGGGUCCAGGAGGAAAAAGAACGGAUAUAAAAUUUUUCAGUUUUCCUGGACCUAGAAGGUCUAAAGUUUGGCUAAAGGCAUGCAACAGAGAAGACCUUUUGGAUCUAGCUACUUGCGAAUUGAAUAACAGAUUCAAAAUAUGCGAGUUGCAUUUUGCGGCAAAACACUUUUCACUCAGUAGAUAUGGUGGAAAAUCGUUGUCUGUAGUAGCUGUUCCAACUAUUUUUCCAAGAAUUACUAACCCGCCUAUCAAAGUCAAAACUGAGUGUGGAAUACAACAAAUACCUAAUCGAACAGUGCAAAAUAUUGAUUAUACUACCCCAACUUUAAGAAUGACGAGUCAAGCAGUUCCAAAACAGCAUGCUCCUAUUCAAGUGUUCAAAGUAGACAUUAAAGGACAAAAUUCUGUUCUUACACCUGUGAAUGUGGGUCUGGAGGAUAUUAAACAAAUGACUCCCAUUCCUGGACCAUUUGCAACAACAACUUCAUUAUUUAGGCUACAAGAAUUUGCUAGAACGUUUUACUCAGAGCAAAAUAAUUUUCCAAAUGAUGACAUAAAGAUGAAUGAGUUGAAAUCGUCAUCAUCGCACAUAACAGAAAAAGCUACUGUUCAGACCAAAGGGCCAGUUCUAGAACAACCAAACAGGGUGCCACCUGGUAUUCACCAGGGCUGUGUGAAUGAAUUGUUUACACCUCCUAAUCCUCCUCUAGAUCAGAAAACACCAAAUGGGGCCUCAAUUUCAAUAAACACAUUUAUCUCCAAAAGUAUCCUGAGAAAACAUAUAUUGGAUCGAAAAAAGGCUACUCAAAUACCAGGAUUUUCACAAUCUGAAACAUUAAGGAAAUUGCACAAAAUCAAAAGUUUACAGAGGCAAGUUGUAGUUAAAGUGACCAAAAGUCUUGAAGUAAAGGUGUAACAAUAAUAGAGGACUUUUCAAAUCUUGUGAUAUUAUAUUUAGCAACAGUGAUUGAAUCUCUUGGAAUUUUAAAGGGCAUUCAACUGACUUUUAUUUUUGAAACUGAAUAGCUUCAAGAAAAUAAGAGAUAGAAGCUAAAGCUCAGCCUACAAUAGUUGGGUCUAGCAGUUUCGUACACAUUAUAUCGGGUUUUCAAAAAAAAACCCAAUCAAAGAUUGCUUUGAUUCCGAAAACGUACGCCGCAUUACUGUUUCUUUAUUGGUCAGUAUUUUUGACAUGUUAUUUUGACAUUAAAGUUCAUUGACAAAUUAAACAUAUUGCUAAGACAUACGUUCAAAAACCCAUAGCAAUCUUUGAUUGUUUUUUUUUUGAAGACCCGAUAUAAUCCCAUGUAACAUUUUUAUUUCAUUUGUGGAUCUUGUCAAUAUUUGUUUGUGUAAAUCUAUACCUAAUGCUUUUUUGAGGGAGGUAUAGGUUUGGAAAUUUUUAAUAAAUAAGUAAUAUUCCUUUAGCAUAAUGGAAUGUUUUUUUUUUUAAAUAGAAAUUAAACAUGAAUAAGCUCAAUAAUUGGAGUGUUUUCUUUGAGUCUAACUAUAGAAAAGGAGGUGAAAAUUAGUGGGGGCAACUUUUUUUUAAAGGCAAAGGGCAUGGAGUUUUUUUUUAAUACUCGUAGCCUCACUAUACCUUGAACCCAUAUA
Molecule: messenger RNA, 1835 nt
Organism: Ceutorhynchus assimilis (cabbage seed weevil)
Lineage: Eukaryota; Metazoa; Arthropoda; Insecta; Coleoptera; Curculionidae
Source: the annotation of a GenBank genome assembly